This is a messenger RNA of Nelumbo nucifera (sacred lotus), 762 nucleotides long. The record is from RefSeq and is a predicted model, not a curated record. Lineage: Eukaryota; Viridiplantae; Streptophyta; Magnoliopsida; Proteales; Nelumbonaceae.
AUGACUGAAGCUAAACCUCUCACUUCUCCUAUGGCUAUCACUACUAACCUCUCCAAGUUUAGUGGCGACCCUCUGCCUAAUCCUUCUGAGUAUCGAAGCAUUAUUGGCACUCUUCAAUAUGUUACCAUCACGAGGCCCGACAUUUCUUUCUCCGUGAACAAGGUGUGUCAGUUUCUCCACUCCCCAACAAUAGAACACUGGACUGUUGUCAAAUGGAUACUUCGAUACCUUAAGCACAGUGUUAAUCAUGGUUUGCAUUUUCACUCUACACCGGCUCCGCUAACCCUUCAAGCUUUCUCCGAUGCUGAUUGGGCCGGUUGUCUUGAUGACAGACGUUCUACUAGAGGCUAUCUCAAUUAUCUAGGCCGCAAUCUAGUUUCUUGGAGUUCUAAGAAGCAAGCCAGCAUUGCUCACUCCAGCACGAAGUCUGAAUUUCGAGUUUGUGCAAAUGCUGCAACCGAGCUUCUUUGGAUAUGCUCCUUAUUGCUUGAUCUAAAGCAACCUCCUGCACGCAUUCCUAUGGUUUGGUGUGACAACAUUGGUGCCGCAUAUCUUGCUGCAAACUUAGUUUUCCAUGCUCGUACCAAACAUAUUGAAGUUGAUUUCCAUUUCUUGUGUGAUCUUAUUCUCAAGCGCUCUCUCUUUGUUCAGUUUAUUUACUCAGCUGACCAAGUGGCUGAUCUAUUCACCAAACCACUUAGUGGAGCUCGGUUUACUUCUCUUAGAUCCAAGCUUCAUGUCCUUCUUGGACAUUUCACUUGA